Molecule: messenger RNA, 852 nt
Organism: Acanthosepion pharaonis
Lineage: Eukaryota; Metazoa; Mollusca; Cephalopoda; Sepiida; Sepiidae
Source: the annotation of a GenBank genome assembly
AUGGCCUUGAUUCCAUUCUAUACAACUGGAAAUUCUGUGGUGGUCAGCUAUAUUGUCCAGAAUUCAGCAGUUUCUGGCCCCCGAGGUCUGGCCAUCGGCGACCCUGUCACAAGUAUCAGUGGCUGCAGAGUGACCAGUGUUGAUGAUUGGUACAAUUGUAUUGGGGUCAGUAUGAGGGAGAACACCCUUGGCCACUGUAUGUCUCUUGAUAUCAUUAGAGAACUGGACACCACAUCUCCCUACUACAAAAAAAAUAGCACUCGAAGACUUUCACGGCUGUCACAAGUUAUUGAUUGCUGUAACAAAACAAGUAACACACAUUUGUGUUUCAUGUACCACAUAAGGAGUUUCCCAGAAACAAAAUUUGCCUGUCUCCCUGCAAGGACAACAACUGACAGACCAUCAUGCAAAUUUAGAAGUGACUGCUACACACCGAAAGUCGAAACAACCUGUGUCUAUCCAGCGUUGGACAAUAAAACAAGACUUUUAAGAAUUCUUCAUGGUCGAAAACCACCCUUGUUAUUUCUUGGAGAUCCUCUUGAUUUACACUAUUCGGUUGCUGUCAGUAAUUAUGUCCCAAACAGUUCAAUGGUCCCUGUCAGCUUACCAUAUGUAAUCGAAACUUUUUGCAAAUAUUUGAUUUCAUUGUCUGGAGCUUUGGCUAUCAUCAACGUUGUGCCUUGCUAUGCCUUAGAUGGCCAGUGGAUUUGCCGUGCCUUCAUCGAAAUGUCUUUGCGUCCCUUUAUAGCAGAUGCAGAGAUCCGAAACUUAAUAUAUUCGGUCAUUUUAAUUUACGGGACAGUCAUUCUGCUGGCCAAUGUCAGCAUUGCUAUGUGGACAUUGUUUUCUUGA